AUGGACCUGUUUGCAGUCGGUGAUUACUAUGUGGGACGCAUUGUCAACUCUCAGGUGAAAUCUGGUGCCUCGUUUGGUACCGUGGACCAUGAAUCCCUGGGUGGGAUUAUGGACGGGUCCGCUGGUAGCCCAAGAGUCAAAGUACUGCUGCUGGAUAAGAACACGACCCCUACGCUGUCGGUGUGUGCCACGCAGACAGAGUUGCUGGAGCAUGAGAUCUACUUGAUUGAUACUGUGGAAAACGCAGAAAGGGAUGUAAUGCGUCAAUUGAAGUGUCUUGUCUACGUGAAGCCGACUGACGAAACGUUAGCUUGUCUCGUACGUGAGCUACAAUCACCGAAAUACGGGGAGUACCAUCUGUUCUUCAACAAUUUUGUUAGCAAACAGCAGCUGGAGACUCUAGCUGAGGCAGAUCAAUUGGAGGUUGUGGUGAAAGUGGAAGAACUGUUUCAAGAUUACCAAAUCAUCAAUGAACAUUUGUUCUCUCUGGAUCUGCCCAGAGCAAGCAGUGAUUUGGUGGUGGAUACUUUAGUUGAUGAGUCAUACAUGAAACAGUGUAAGGAUAGUCUGCUCUCCCUGUGUAUGUCUCUUAAGGUGAAACCGGAGAUUAUAAGGUACGACCAGGAGAGCGCAGUCUGUAAGUCGCUCGGUAAGGGUCUUUUGCAGGACAUUGAGAAAAACUCAAGAUCUCUAUUUGACUUCCCACAGGACCCUUCCACUCCACCCGUUCUGCUUCUUUUAGACAGGUUUGACGAUCCCUUGACACCGCUGUUACAACCGUGGACCUACCAAUCGAUGAUACACGAAUACAUAGGUAUCAAAAGAAACAUUGUUAACUUGUCAAAAGUGCCAAACAUUGAAGCAGAGCUGGAAACUGUAACGCUAUCCUCCAAACAAGACGUUUUCUUUCACGAUACAAGGUAUCUGAAUUUUGGGGAUUUGGGGGACAAAUUGAAAGAGUACGUGUCGACUUAUAAGACUACAGCCCAGGGUGCUAAUUCGGUAGACACCAUGGACGACAUAAAGGAGUUUAUUGAGAAGUAUCCGGAGCUAAAGAAACUUUCUGGGAACGUGUCCAAACAUAUGACGAUUGUGGGCGAAUUAGAUAGACAGUUGAAGGACUUACACAUUUGGGAACUCAGCGAAGUGGAACAGAAUUUGACUGUCCACGGGGACAACAACGAGGAUUACGAUUCCACUUUGAACUUACUCCGUGACGCCAGGUUGUCCCAGUACUAUAAGUUAAAGUUGGCGUGCAUAUAUAUGCUGAGGUACGACGAUUUUCACCCACAAGAACAAAAUAGUGGAGAGAUUGGUAAAAUCAACGAGAUCUUCAAUAUAUUAAAGGAAUCGCUAACCACAGAAGACAUCAACUACUUGCAUAAAUUUAGAAAGUUCUUUGUCCAACGGAAAAACAAGGCACUUCGUAACGGUACCGAUGCCAGUGCGAAUCGGUCACCAGAAAAGGACGACUUACUGACAGAACUGGCCAGGAAAUUUAAUACAAAGAUGGAUCUGCAUAGAAGUAGGCUCGGAGCAAAGCGUAAUGCUACCAGCGAUAAUGUGUACAUGCAACAUGUCCCCAAACUGUCCCAAUUGUUGAGCGAUCUCUCAAAAAAUAAGCUAUCCGAAACCAAAUACAAAUACUUGAAUAAGAGUACAUCCACUCCAACUAAUGCACCUACACAGGAUGUGAUUAUAUUCAUUGCUGGAGGUGUUACAUACGAAGAAUCAAGAUUUGUGGACCAAUUUAACGAAGCAAUGGGUAACGGUGGGAUGAGAGUGGUACUUGGAAGCUCAUCCAUAGUGUCAACUCACGAUUUCUUAAAUUCAUUAAGGUAG
This is a messenger RNA of Huiozyma naganishii CBS 8797, 1842 nucleotides long. RefSeq names its product Vps45p (gene VPS45). Gene Ontology annotation, biological process: intracellular protein transport; vesicle-mediated transport. Bases 1 to 1842 code for a protein of 613 amino acids. The record is from RefSeq and is a predicted model, not a curated record. Lineage: Eukaryota; Fungi; Ascomycota; Saccharomycetes; Saccharomycetales; Saccharomycetaceae. The transcript has a single exon. Gene Ontology annotation, cellular component: Golgi membrane.